AUGGAGAUGCUCAAAUCUCAAUCUCAAUUUCAAGUUCAGUUUAAAUCGAAUCUGGAAAAUCUGCUUGGCAUGAAGGGUGGAGAUGGAGAUGCCAACAAUUCUUCAUGUCAGUUAAAGAUAGUUGAAGCUAUGAAACCAAUUCUUGAGCGCAGCAUUUGUGAGAAUAUGAGGUUGAAGUUUAAUGGGGGAGGUAAAUUUAGGAUAGCAGAAUUCGGGUGUGGAACCGGGCGAAAUACACUUGUGGUAGCAGACACCAUUGUCAGAGCUCUGCAAUGCUCACUUGAGGAAAGGCAGGUGCCAGAAUUUAAGGUUUAUUUCACUGACCUUCCGUCAAAUGAUUUCAAUUUGCUGUUUCGAUUGUUGCCUCCGCUCCAACAAGGUUUUCCCGAUGCAGACGGUAAUCGUGUCUGUGAUAACAAUCCAGUAGCUUCAAGAUCAUACUUUGCGGCGGCUGUGUGUGGAUCACAUUUCAGACGUCUUUUUCCACAAAAAAGCCUGCAUUUUUGUCAUUCUUCUACCAGUCUCCACUGGAUUUCACAGGUGCCAGAAAGUGUUCAACAGAGGCGCUCUCCUCGUGUGUACGUUUCAAUUGAUUGCGAGGAGGAAAUGGGAGCUGCGUAUCUUCACCAGUUUAGCACAGACUUCACAGCAUUUCUAAAUGCCCGAGCAAGAGAGAUAGUUGAUGGGGGAUGCAUGUUUAUAUCUCUGGUGGGGCGUAAUGUAGGUAUCCAACUAAUGGAGGAGCAAGGAAUGUUAGUAAAUAUUGCGCGCCACUUAGAAUAUGCUUUUGAGGAACUAGUAAACGAGGGCAUUAUUGAAAAGGAGAAAUGA
Messenger RNA from Cryptomeria japonica (Japanese cedar), 831 nucleotides. RefSeq names its product indole-3-acetate O-methyltransferase 1-like. Gene Ontology annotation, molecular function: S-adenosylmethionine-dependent methyltransferase activity. The transcript has 4 exons. Gene Ontology annotation, biological process: methylation. The record is from RefSeq and is a predicted model, not a curated record. Lineage: Eukaryota; Viridiplantae; Streptophyta; Pinopsida; Cupressales; Cupressaceae. Bases 1 to 831 code for a protein of 276 amino acids.